Molecule: messenger RNA, 375 nt
Organism: Suillus subalutaceus
Lineage: Eukaryota; Fungi; Basidiomycota; Agaricomycetes; Boletales; Suillaceae
Exons: 2
Source: RefSeq, a predicted model, not a curated record
AAGGACGACCGCUCUCGUUUCUGGGCGGCAUACAAAAGAGUCGCCGAGGAACAUGACGACGAGUUCCUUGAGCGAUACAACGGCGACAUGGACAUUGUGUUAAUCUUCUCUGGUCUGUUCUCCGCCGUCAGCACGGCUUUUAUCGUGGCUAUGGAGUCGAAUCUCAGUCCAGACUCCGACGACACCACACAUGCCCUUCUCACCCAGCUCGUCCAAAUCGGACUCGGCAACUUCACUGCAGCGGGGCCUACACCAGCAACGCCAGCGUCUAACUGGUCGCCGUCCACAGCCAAUAUAAGGAUCCAAUUGAUCGCAUACGCAAGCUUGUCCAUGAGUUUGCUUGCUGCGUUUGGUGCCGUGCUAGGCAAGCAGUGG